AUGUCGCUCAUGGUCGUCAGCGUGGCGUGUGUUGGGUUCUUCUUGAUCCAGACGACUUGUCCAUACACGGCGGCCCCUCCUUUUCCCCCAGGUGGUCAGGACAAGACCUCCCUGUCUGCCCGGCCCAGCGCUCUGGUGCCUCAGGGAGGACACGUAACUCUUCGGUGUCACUAUCGUCGUGGGCUUUACAACUUUACCAACUUCACUCUGUACAAAGACGACAGAAGCCACGUUCCCAUCUUCCCCGGCAGAAUAUUCCAGGAGAGCUUCCUCAUGGGCCCUGUGACCCCGGCACACGCAGGGACCUACAGAUGUCGGGGUUCAUACCCGCACUCCCCCACUGAGUGGUCGGCACUCAGCGACCCCCUGGCGAUCAGGGUCACAGGAGUCCACAAAAAACCUUCCCUCCUGGCCCUCCCAGGUCCCCUGGUGAAAUCAGGAGAGACGGUCACCCUACAAUGUUCGUCAGAUUACCGUGUUGAGCACUUCUUUCUGCACCGUGAGGUGACGUUUUGAGAGCCCUUGCACCUUGUUGGAGAGCGCCAUGGUGGGGGUUCCCAGGUCAACUAUUCCAUCAAUUCCACGACGUCUGACCUUGCAGAGACCUACAGAUGCUACGGUUCUGCCACUCACUCCCCUAUUGUGUUGUCAGCUCCCAGUGACCCCCUGGACAUCGUGAUCACAGGUCUAUAUGAGAAACCUUCUCUCUCAGCCCAGCCGGGCCCCACAGUGCAGGCAGGAGAGAACGUGACCUUGUCCUGCAGCUCCCAGACCUCGUUUGACAUGUACCAUCUAUCCAGGGAGGGGGAGGAUGAACUUAGGCUCCCUGCAGUGUCAAGUGUCAAUGGAACUUUCCAGGCCAACUUCCUUCUGGGCCCUGCCACCCACGGAGGGACCUACAGAUGCUUCGGCUCUUACCGUGACUCUCCCUAUGAGUGGUCAGACCCGAGUGACCCACUGUCCGUUUCCGUUACAGGAAACCCUUCACGUAGUUGGCCUUCACCCACUGAACCAAGCUCCAAAACCAGUAACCCUAGACACCUGCAUGUUCUGAUUGGGACCUCAGUGGCCAUGAUCCUCUUCACCAUCUUCUUCUUUCUCCUGCAUCGCUGGUGCUCCAACAAAAGAGUAAAUGCUGCUGUAAUGGACCAAGAGCCUGCGGGGGACAGAACAGUGAACAGGGAGGACCCUGAUGAACAAGACCCUCAGGAGGUGACAUACGCACAGUUGGAUCACUGCGUUCUCACACAGGGAAAAAUCACUUGCCCUUCUCAGAGGCCCAGGAGACCCCCAACAGAUACCAGCGUGUACACGGAACUUCCAAAUGCUGAGCCCAGAUCGAAAGUUGUCUUCUAUCCAUGAGCACCACCGUCAGGCCUUGCAGGGGUCUUCUAGGGAGACAACAGCCCUGUCUCAAAACCGGCUUCACAGCUCCAAUGUGCCAGC
This is a messenger RNA of Macaca mulatta (Rhesus monkey), 1446 nucleotides long. The record is from RefSeq and is a predicted model, not a curated record. Lineage: Eukaryota; Metazoa; Chordata; Mammalia; Primates; Cercopithecidae.